AUGUGUAUGUGUGUGGGCGUAUGUGGGCGUAUGUGGGCGUAUGUGAAUGGGGGAAGCUGCACGUGCAAUUGUUUUGCGUGUGAAAGUUCCCUUCCCUUUUUCCCUUUUUUUUUUAUUUGCAAUACCCAGUGGCUGCAUGUAUUUUCUUUUUUUUUUUGUGUCUGUACGCAUUUUGCAUCCUUUUCUAUGUUGUUUUCUCCUCCUGUUUUUUGUUUCCGUUUAUUGCAUGUGCAUUUUUAUGCAUGA
Messenger RNA from Trypanosoma brucei brucei TREU927, 246 nucleotides. RefSeq lists its product as hypothetical. The transcript has a single exon. Bases 1 to 246 code for a protein of 81 amino acids. The record is from RefSeq and is a predicted model, not a curated record. Lineage: Eukaryota; Euglenozoa; Kinetoplastea; Trypanosomatida; Trypanosomatidae.